AUGGCAGAAGGUCAGGCAAGAGCGCUGAUGAAAAGGAUGGAGAAGGAUAACGAGAUGAAGACUUCAUACGAAGCUGAGUUCAGAAAACUGAAAGAACUUAGAUUCAUCUCUAAAGCAGACACCAAUUUUAAGGGUAUCUACACGAUUCUACCCCAUCACCCAGUUGUCCGUAAAGACAAAAUCACCAGCAAAGUGAGACCUGUUUUCAAUGGUUCUGCGAAGCCGAAAACAGGAUUCAGCGUCAACGACUGUCUCGAAGAAGGACCCAAUCUGAUUCCUGACAUUCUUGAUGUUAUCCUGACGUUUAGGCUAAAUCCAAUUGCCUGGACAGCUGAUAUCCGACAAGCAUUUUUAAUGGUAAAAUUGCUAAACGAGGACGCGGAAGCGUUAAGGUUCCUUUUAGAAGACGAAAACGUCCCAGGAACGCUGCAGACCUACAAAUGGAAUAGACUACCAUUUGGGCUAACUUGUAGCCCGGUAGUGCUCAGGACCGUCCUAAAGAAACACCUCGAGUCAUACAAAGGCGAACUAGCAGUAAGCAGUCGCCAAAUGUUACGGCAUCUAUAUGUAGACGACUACUUGUCAAAUGCGCCUACAUUAGAAGCAGCAAAGACCGUAAUCGGUACGGUACUCAAACUUUUUUCAGAAGCAAAGAUGGAAUUGAGAAAAUGGGUAACUAACGACCCGCAGCUGCAAGAGUAUCUACAACAGAGCAAUUUGACAGACGACUCAUCCGAUUCGUACUCGUGUCUUAAUUUAGACCCACAAAAGGUACUAGGAGUGAGGUGGAAUACCAGCACAGAUUGCUUCUAUUUCAAGUCUGACGUAAUCGUAGAUGCAGCCGCAAAAGUAAAAGUGCUAACAAAAAGAUCGUUUGCUAAAAUCUCGACCAAGCUUUUCGACCCCCUUGGAUUCAUUGGACCCAUAACACUACAGUUCAAGCUACUCUUCCAGGAAUUGUGGCAAGAAAAAUCGGAUGGGAUGACAAUGUGA
Daphnia magna is the source of this 993-nucleotide messenger RNA. RefSeq lists its product as uncharacterized. The record is from RefSeq and is a predicted model, not a curated record. The coding region runs from base 1 to 993 and encodes 330 amino acids. Lineage: Eukaryota; Metazoa; Arthropoda; Branchiopoda; Diplostraca; Daphniidae. The transcript has a single exon.